Molecule: messenger RNA, 295 nt
Organism: Thamnophis sirtalis
Lineage: Eukaryota; Metazoa; Chordata; Lepidosauria; Squamata; Natricidae
Source: RefSeq, a predicted model, not a curated record
GAAGCUGGCAGCCAAGCCCCACAUGGCAACCACAAAGGGGGACCAAGAUCUAGUCAAACUCCUACUCGAACGCUGGAAUGACCCAAAAUCUGGCCUCGACAAGGCCACGGAGAUGCGGUACGACGUCUUUCUGUCCUUCCCAGACCCAGAGAAACCCAACAAGGUGGCCGUGGUGCUGGAAAACAACACUGAGGUGUUUGCGUCCAAGGAAAGUGAGGAAAAACUCACUUCAGAUCAAGAAGAUCCAAAUAUAGUAAAGCCCUACGCAGCUUAUGGACCCCCAGGGAUCGCCGAG